CAGGCUGGCCGCUGCGGGACUACACGCCCCAGGGGGGAGCGCGGCCGAGGGCGGCCCCGCGCAUCAACAAAGGGCGGGGCCGAACCGUUACCCGGGAGACGGGGAGGGCGGCUCUCCGCAAAGGCCUCUUCCUCCGCCGCCGUUGCUGCCGGGGCAGAUGGCUUCCGGGGGAGAGCGGCCACAGAGCGUCGACGGCGCCAACCCGGGCAACCCCGUCUUCACGUGCCUGGCGAACGCGCGGGCGCUUGUGACGGGCACGCGCCUGAGCGCGGCAGUCCCGCUGCUGUACAAGACCACGGCGAGCGACUACGGCGCCCUGCGGCCCACCUCGGCCACGGCGCCCUGCCGGUUCUGCCCACUGGAGAGCGCCUUCACCGCCCGCCUGGCCGCCGCCGGGCCGCCGCAGCACAACGGGAUCAACACGGGCGCCGACCAUUCGCCGGUGUAGCCUCCCUCCCUCCCUCCGUCGCCCGCCCCCGCAGGGAGAAGAACGCUAGAGAGGCGAAGGAAGCAGCAGCAGGAGGAGCGGCGGUUUUAUUGGGCCCAGGAAAGCCCCGGGAACGUCCUGAGAGAGGGAUGCUCCAGCCCAAGAGAAGAACAUCCAGUACACAAAAAUCUUCUAAACUUGCCAGAAGAAUUUUUCUAGUUGCCUUGAAUUAUGCGCCGAAUCUUCUCCACAUCUUGUUCUAUAUUUUUAUCCUUAGGCUCGAUCUUGAGAGCGGCCAGAUAAUCUUGAAGGCCUAGGAUAAUUGUUAGCACCCAUAAUUUAUCUUUGAAGCCACACCACAUGUCCUACAGAUAUGCUAUAUAUAUGUAACAGCAUUAACAGCCUUCCUCAAAAUAGCUAUACACCCAGACUAAACUAGAACAAUACAACUGACAGGAAGAGCCUGAGAAGAGAUGAAGAAAGGAAUGGCUACAUUAUACAAGACUGAUGCAGGAAAGCAGCUGAUUCUUAAGUUCUUAAUGAAGUUUAGCAGGCAACAGAUUCACGCAGGACUAAGCUUAGAAAAAGAAAGGAUUUGGAGUUUGACAGAGGAACAGAUGUUCUGAGCCUAGAAAAUAAAUCCCCCGCCCCCAAUUUCCCACAAACUGAAAUAUUUUACGUAAAUAAUAUUUUUAGUACAGUAGCUCAUUUCUACUAGUUUCAAGAAACACUGCGAUUAAACCUACAUAAUCCUUUUUGUAAGGAGAAAAUGACAGCAAUAUAAUGGAACAAAAAUAAAUAAAAGUAGAGGCAUUUUACCUUUUAAA
Messenger RNA from Pantherophis guttatus, 1254 nucleotides. It is a transcript of the gene PIERCE2, whose product is annotated as piercer of microtubule wall 2. Gene Ontology annotation, biological process: axoneme assembly. NCBI's taxonomy places the organism in Eukaryota, Metazoa, Chordata, Lepidosauria, Squamata, Colubridae. The record is from RefSeq and is a predicted model, not a curated record. Gene Ontology annotation, cellular component: axonemal microtubule.